Molecule: messenger RNA, 1630 nt
Organism: Trichobilharzia regenti
Lineage: Eukaryota; Metazoa; Platyhelminthes; Trematoda; Strigeidida; Schistosomatidae
Source: the annotation of a GenBank genome assembly
GACUGUAGGCCCUGCUGACGGGUCAUCAUUUCUUCGGCCUUACUACGAUCCUUCAAUAACUCUCCUCCACCGAACUAAUUUCACCGUAUAUUCUGGCUGAAUGCCUGUGAAUGAUAUUGAGAAGAAAAAAGUGUAGCUCAAUUCUGCGUUUAAGAUACUUACGUCUGCUGCUAACUCUUAUCAAAAGUACUCCAGUUUUGCUUCAUUUAGCUAGUCUCAAACAACCUGUCAAGGCCACUCUAGAGAUUUGGUGUCCUUCAGAUAUAGCUAUCAAAUACUGUCCACAAUUAAAAUUUGUUCACGUGAGAAACCUACAUACACGAAAAGGUGUUCUUCGCAAAGCUCGGAUUCGUGAGUCUGACAUAGUAGCUAUUGAAGUCUGUACAGAUAAAAAUGUCAGAUAAUUCAUUCCGACUACUAGGUGAUACUCCACCCGUGCCUCCAAAAAAGCGUGCUCGACUUGAUUUAUCAUCUGUCUGCUCUACUAAUACCUCAACAGACUCUAUCUCUUUCUGCCCCGAAAAUAUGCAUUUAGUUUCUGUGCUUCGGAAUGAUCCUCGCAGCAAGUGUUUGGUUCUUCACACUCGUUUUGGCGAUGAUUUAAAGGAAGCCAUUGUAACACUCCAAAAGUCAUCAUUUCCAAACGAUGCUGACACUUUAAAACGUUGCAAAGUAGUUAACAAACUGAUCGUCCAUAAGGAAGAUAACAAUGAAGACAGCUGCCUUAAACAAGACGAAUCAGUGAAUAUUGAAGAAAAUAACUCUUUUCCUGAAUGGCAAGCCAAAUCAAUUAUGAGUAAUGAUGUGUACCAUCGCUUCCUUGUAACAAAUGGUUUGGAAUCAGUUAACGGUGUUGAUAUGACUGUAAUUUAUCCUGCUGAGUCACAUCACUUUGCAAAAUUUACCGGUUCUGGUCGUCAUAUCAUUCAGGAAACUCCAGAAAUGUUUAAAGACGUUAUUCUCCCUUUCUUGUCUGAAAAGCCUAAAGAUCUCACUUGGAUUGAUAAUAUAAUAGCAGGAACUGCUGAACAAGACCGUGUUCUGUACACUGAUGUAAAUGAAGAGUAUGGUUUCACACUAGUACUGGACUAUCAGUGGGAUGGAACACGCUUGCAAGAACUCCAUUGCCUAGGUAUUGCUCAUAAUGAAAAGCUAACAUGCCUACGUGAUCUACGUCGUUGUCAUGUUCCAAUGUUGAAAAAGAUUUUGCAGCAGGGUCGCAAUCUGCUUUCUGAUAAAUACAGCAAGCCGAAUGUUUCCGAUAAUCAAACGUGCCAUAAUGAUCCCAAAGUUCGUCUAUCAAAAGAUCAAAUUCUUGCAUAUUUACAUUAUCCACCAACUUUCUACAGGCUUCAUGUUCAUUUCAUGCAUGUAGAUUCAGGAGAUAGUGGCACUAUCGCAGGCAGAGCCCAUAUACUAGAAGAAAUUAUCCGUAAUCUUGAACAAGAUGAUUUUUAUUAUACUAACCGUACAAUCACUAUCUUUUCACAUGAUCAAAGUCCUAUGUACAAAGCUAUUUGUGCAAGUCGUCUCCUAGAAUCUACUGAAGAUUCAGUAACUGAGUAAAUUAUGUUUCUUGAUAAGAACUGUGUAAGAUUUAAUACAAAUAUAUAGUUUGUUGUACUGUCUC